AUGACAUCUCCCAUUUUUUCAAAACAUAAUUUAUCAAGAUAUAACCCUUAUAAAGUCAACUUACUCAAAAUUGCCUUAAAAUCAUUCAUAUUAGGUGGUUUAUUCACCAUCAAUUCAUACCACCUCUUAAUAACAUCCAACACUUUUUAUUGGAAAAUUAAUAUUUUCAUAAUUUUUUUAAUAAAUUUCCAUAGUUUAGAAUUCAUAAAUACAGUAUUAUUUAAUAAUUCUGAAGUUGAUGAUGAUUCAUUUAUAUUAGAAGAUAAAGAAAUGUUUAUUGUUAAUUUAUUAUCUAUAAUAGAACAUAUAUUUCAUAAAUGGGGUUAUUUGAAUUUGGGAGAUUUUUAUACUAAUUCAAAAAUUAUUAGUGGGGUCGGAUUGAGUUUGGUGAUUAUGGGACAAUUUAUUCGAAGUUUAAGUAUGUAUACUGCAAAAUCAUCAUUUAAUCAUUAUAUUCAAAAAGAAAAGAAGGCUACAACCUCUAUUACUGGCUCUUCACUUGAACAUAUAGAUAAUACAUCCGAUAAUGAUGACCAAGACGACGAUAUGGAUGGUCAUAAAUUAAUAACUACGGGAAUAUAUCUGAUUUUCCGUCAUCCAUCAUAUUUUGGGUUUUUCAUUUGGUUUUUAGGAUUACAAAUUUUUAUGAAUAAUUUAAUUAUAUUAAUUAUUGGUGGGAUUAUAUUAUGGAAAUUUUUUAAUGAAAGAAUUCAAUUUGAAGAAAUUUAUUUAAUUAAAUUUUUUGGUAUUGAUUAUAUAAAUUAUCGUAAUAAAACUAAAACUUGGAUGAUGAUAUAA
Messenger RNA from Candida albicans SC5314, 798 nucleotides. RefSeq names its product protein-S-isoprenylcysteine carboxyl O-methyltransferase. Gene Ontology annotation, molecular function: protein C-terminal S-isoprenylcysteine carboxyl O-methyltransferase activity. The transcript has a single exon. The coding region runs from base 1 to 798 and encodes 265 amino acids. The record is from RefSeq and is a predicted model, not a curated record. Gene Ontology annotation, biological process: C-terminal protein methylation. Gene Ontology annotation, cellular component: endoplasmic reticulum; membrane. NCBI's taxonomy places the organism in Eukaryota, Fungi, Ascomycota, Pichiomycetes, Serinales, Debaryomycetaceae.